Messenger RNA from Heteronotia binoei (common prickly gecko), 2518 nucleotides. RefSeq names its product transmembrane protein 117 (gene TMEM117). Gene Ontology annotation, biological process: intrinsic apoptotic signaling pathway in response to endoplasmic reticulum stress. The record is from RefSeq and is a predicted model, not a curated record. The coding region runs from base 289 to 1836 and encodes 515 amino acids. Lineage: Eukaryota; Metazoa; Chordata; Lepidosauria; Squamata; Gekkonidae. The transcript is spliced from 9 exons.
GUCGCAACCGGCCGGCCUUGUCACAGCCGGUGAGCCCUCGAUUGCAACCGGGGCGGCCGCGGUUGAUGACAGCUUGGAAAACCCUCUAAGGUCAGCGCAGCCCCGGCAGCCGGGAAGAGGGCGUGGGCGGCUCGUGGAAGUUCGCUCGGCGCUAUUUAUAGCAGGCGGCAGAAACAGAAGCCGGGCUUGGCCGCGUUGUGCCCAAGCUUCGCUGGGAUAGUCGGGAAGAGGGCGCCGUCGUCGCACAGCGAAACGUGGCUGCUGCUUGCGGGGCUGAGCUGUUGGAGAAUGGCCAAGGACUUCCGCUACUACUUUCAGCAUCCAUGGUCCCGUUUAAUUGUGGCCUACCUGGUGAUCUUCUUUAACUUCUUAAUAUUUGCUGAGGAUCCAGUCUCUCAUAGCAGAAUAGAAGCCAAUGUCAUUGUUGUUGGCAACUGCUUUUCGUUUGUAACAAAUAAAUACCCGGAGGGAGGAGGCUGGAGGUUUUUAAAAGUCUUCCUGUGGCUACUGGCUAUCCUUACAGGAAUGAUAGCUGGCAAGUUCCUCUUCCAUCAGCGACUGUUUGGCCAAUUGCUUCGACUGAAAAUGUUUCGAGAGGAUCACGGGUCAUGGAUGACAAUGUUCUUCAGUACCAUCCUCUUCCUCUUCAUUUUUUCUCACAUCUACAAUCUCUGUCUCCUCAUGGCAGGCAACAUGAGGGCAUACAUUAUAACAGACUUCAUGGGCAUCAGAAAUGAAAGUUUUAUGAAGGUAGCAGCAGUGGGGACCUGGAUGGGAGACUUUGUCACAGCUUGGAUGGUUACAGAUAUGAUGCUUCAAGACAAGCCUUACCCUGACUGGGGAAAGUCUGCCAGAGCUUUCUGGAAAAGGGGGAACAUCAGGAUUGUUUUAUUCUGGACUGUUCUGUUUACUUUGACCUCGGUGGUUGUGCUUGUCAUCACAACUGACUGGAUCAACUGGGACAAGCUCAAUCGUGGAUUCCUGCCAAGUGAUGAAGUUUCAAGGGCCUUUUUGGCUUCCUUCAUCUUAGUCUUUGACCUUCUUAUUGUCAUGCAGGAUUGGGAAUUUCCACAUUUUAUGGGGGAUGUUGAUGUAAAUCUUCCUGGCUUGCCAGCUGCACAUUUUCAAUUUAGAUUGCCUUAUUUCAAAAAGAUCUUUAAGGAGGAAUAUCACAUACAUAUAACAGGUAAAUGGUUCAACUAUGGAAUCAUAUUUCUUGUUUUAAUCUUGGAUCUUAACAUGUGGAAAAAUCAAAUAUUUUAUAAGCCACAUGAAUAUGGUCAGUAUAUUGGUCCUGGGGAAAAGAUCUACACCGUGGAAGACCCAGAAAGCUUAAAAGACCUCAACAGAUCCAGACUGUCUUGGGAAUGGCGCUCAAACAGUACUAAUCCAUUGACCAACAGAACUUAUGCAGAAGGAGACAUGUUUCUGCAUAGCCGAUAUAUUGGGGCAAGCCUGGAUGUCAAAUGCCUGGCCUUCAUUCCAAGUUUAUUGGCUUUUGCAUUGUUUGGUUUCUUCAUUUGGUUCUUUGGACGAUUUCAGAAAACUGAUCAAGGCAUGGAGAACCUUAACAAAUCAUACACGCGCAUGAAAAGGAAAUCUCCAUCUGAUGUGGGAAUGACCCGGGAGAACACACAGGUCUUAGCAGAAGAGCCUUUAAGUUUUGAUGAUCCACAUUUGAUAUCUAUCAAGUCUGACUUGAGUGAGAUUGUCUUUAAUUCUUCCCUGCUGACAUCCGAAAACCUGAAUUUGCACUUAAGUGACCAACCAAGUCCACUACAACCAAUAAGAGAGCCCUCUGCACCCUCUGUACCUAAGGAUCAUCCUUUAAUCUAAUAUGGCUCGGGGGGCGGGGGGAUGAAACAACAAGCAAUUAUUGUGUGAUUUCUUUGUUACUUGUUUUGUAAGUGACUAUUUACAUAGUCUUUAGAACAAGGGAGAUAUACAACCUAUACCACAAAGGUGCUCAACAUGCUUUUCCCCCUACGACUUUCUUUUCUAUUUGUAUUGUAAUGAAUUGUGCCUACUGUAUUAUAUCAAACAUUCCCUUAUAGAUUGCUCCUGAAAAAAAUUGCAAGAGUCUGCUAUAUGACUACUUGCAGGUAAAAAAUUCUACUUUGGUGGUGCCUUGAAAUAUUAAACUGUCUUUCUAAUAUAAUGGUGUGGAUCCUAUCUAGUGCAAGCAGAGUGUGCCAGAUAAAGGUGAACUUUUCUGUCCCCCCUUUCUUGCUGUGUUCUCUCCCAUAUAUCCCCUCCCAUGCCAGGUUCAGUGGUCUUUAAAAUAAGUGUGGGGCAAAGCAGGAGGGAGGAACUGUUGAAAGCUGCCCUCUGCUCUCCUGCUGGUGGAAGUGCCUUCUGCCUCGGUGAAGGGAGAUCAAGAUCCAACCCUUAGAAAAGCGGUGAAGCUGUCCUUAUCAACUGUUUUGCAAGAACAAUAUUCUUUAAAAUAGAAUGAUUUUGAAAUUGGGAGGCUUAAUGUAUGGCCCAUAGACUGCAUUGGGUUACCGUUUGAUUCACU